CACAGUCAACUUGUAUUUAAUGCUGUAAUUAUAUUUUGUUUUGGAGUUAUAUGAUUUGUGAGUCCAGCGUUAAUGGUUGAAUGACCUUUUUUAUGAUUUAACAAUAUUUCAUUGUUUUUUUCCAGAAGAUGACAAAGUAGGACUCGACAACCAGGGUCGAUUUGACAGUCUAAAGCAGUUUGUUGAGCAUUACAGGAAGAGGGAGAAUAGUUGGUGUUUAGAGGGCCAACUAAGAAAAGGCGUACCGAUAGAACCUAAAGAUAAAGCAUUGCGUAUCUUUGAUCGCUCGGCGUUGAAGGAAGAUCUGCCGCCUCAACCAGACGUUGGACCGAUGAUCAGAUGGAUCCCGGAGGACAGUCUAUCCAAGGAUCUGAUCCUCCUUGGGGAAGGUACCUUCACGCAGGUUUGGAAAGCAGAUCUGAGGAAGAAGGUCGGGAACAAGACUCGCAUCACAACGGUAGCCAUCAAGUGCCCCAAGAUGGAUGCUCCUCAGAUCGUUCAACAGAAAUUCAGCCAAUCCGUCGACCAGAUGGCCUCAUGGGAACACAGUCAUAUAAUCCGUUUUGAGGGGAUCGGUGGCGGCUAUAAGCUGGUUAUGCAGUACGCUUCGGAGGGUUCGUUAGACAGGUACAUGCGCAGGAUGGGUGAAGGGAGAAGACUCGGUGUAACCAGCCAACUUACUGCAGCUUAUCAACUUAUGGAUGCACUGGAGUACUUGGAAACAAAACGAUACGCCCAUGGUAACGUGAGUGCACAUAACGUCCUGGUGUCCCGUUCUGCUCCAGAUAUCAUCAUCAAGUUAGCCGAUCCCAUGCUUGGAGCGUAUUAUCACAGCUUAGAUAUGAAAAAUCACGCUAAAUUACAAAGGGCACGUUGGACUGCCCCUGAGCUGUUAGCCACCAACUCUGAACCAACAUAUGCAGGUGAUAAAUUCAGCUACGCUAUCACACUUUGGCAAAUAAUGUCACAUGGAGCCAUACCAGAAGAUAAACUAAGUGAUGAUCAGGUAAAGUAUAAUUACCUUAAUGGAGUACGGUUAGAUCCGCCUGAGGACUGUCCAAAUGUCCUCAUGAGAAUCAUGGAAUCUUGCUGGUCUCACAUACCUUCCAAUAGACCGCCAUGUAGAGGCGUUCUUAGGGACAUCCACAAUCUUCUCGAAUUAUCAAGAGAUAAACCAGAGUUCCGUGAUCACGGUGAAGUCGCCAUGAUCCCCACUGAGAGUGAUGAUGAAGACGAUGACCAUACCGAUCUCGAUAACGUGGACAAUGAGCGAAGAGAUACCAUCUCACCUCCAAACAGUUCAAGUGAUGGAGGAGCAGGAGCAGGUUCCGGGAUAGGAAGGCCAACAGGAACCACGAGAGUAGCAGACAUCUUAGACGAGAUAGCAGAACAUCUGAAUGCUCAAGGUGACGAAGAUAUCUUGGAUCCAGAGGGAGAGACGAGGUUUAUUGGAGUAAACAAGAUACAAAACGGAGAGCUCAAACGAGAAGGACAACUUGGAAAGGGUAACUUUGGUACGGUUUUCAAAGCGGUGUUGAAGCCUGCUGAGCAGUGUCUGCCUGCCGAGACGGUCGCCGUCAAGGUCUUGAUCAAGAGCGAGAGCAAACCCGAACAGUUCCACCAAGAAAUAAGGGCUCUGUCUUACUGCGACCACAAAAACAUUGUCAAGGUUAUCGGAUACUGUGAUGAUUCCUCUUCUGAUAAUUCUAAUUGUUUAUCUCUUGUGAUGGAAUACUUGCCGUUGGGAUCGCUUGAGAAGUACAUUCAAGAGAGACAGGACAGAGUUAGUCAUAAGACGCUUUAUCUCUUUGGACAGCAAAUAUGCCAGGGCAUGAAAUACCUUCAUGAAGUCAGGAUGAUGGUGCAUAGAGAUCUAGCGGCGAGGAAUGUCUUAGUCGCUAGCGAGAAUGAGGUGAAGAUCACAGACUUUGGUCUCGCUCGUAUCUUUGGAACCGAGAAGGACUACUAUCGGGCAAAGGAAGUCGGCCAGAAGGUGCCCGUCAAGUGGUAUGCCCCUGAGUGGCUAAAACAUAAUAAGUACCUGAAGGAGAGUGAUGUUUGGAGUUUUGGCAUAGUUCUUUGGGAGAUGUUCUCAUACGGUGGAAAGAUACACUAUCGAGACCAACGGGGUGUUGAAGUAGGCCACGGCGACCUGUUGGACUUUUUGGAGAAAGGAAACCGUCUACCGCCCCCGCCGUCCUGCCCCUCGGCAAUAGACACGAUGAUGCAGCAUUGCUGGAGAUUUGACCCGGCGGAACGACCAAAGUUCCAGGCACUCAUCCACAGGCUAGGGAAUUUAGUCCAGCAGUCUGAACGCGGUGAAAUGGGAUCAUCCUCUUCCUCGUUUGGUUUAUAGCCGUUGAUAUUAGCUUAGGGUGCGUUCAGACACUGACCAAAAGUUACAGGUGCCCAUGUUAAGGGGGAAGUUCACCCGGAUAAAAGGUUUUUUGUUAAAAUAGCAGGAAAAAAAUAUAAUUAAAGAAUAUUGGUGAAGGUUUGAGGAAAAACCAUGCAAGAUUUAAAAGAUUAUUAGAGUUUUAUUUUUUUUUAUUUGUGACGUCAUAUGUGAGCAGCUUCCCAUGCAUCGUGAAUUAGAAAAUUCAAUAAAAAUAUAAUUUCUCAAGAAAUUGUUUUUUUUAUUGUACCUUAAGUAUAACACUUCACUUGCACGUCUUUUUACAAUAAAUGAUUUUCCCAACCGAGAUUUUUUUUCUCCAAUAUUUGAAAUUUUGUGACAUCGUUUUGUCAAAAUGUGAUUCAUGAUGGUUUCCAUGAAGCCCACUCUCCUGGCUGCUAUUGCUUCAAGCACCUCUGUGCUUAUAAUAGCUGGCCCCUGUAUUUUACCGAACUCACUAUAUCACAUGCUUAUGUAUGAUUCAAUUAUCUGUCUUUUCUGUAUUAUUUACAAUGUAUCUCUUCAAUCGUCACAUUUAAAUUGUAUUCAUUUAUAUGUUUGGUAUUAUUUGAACUUGUUAAUUUAUCAUGAUUUAUGAAUAAAAUGCAGAAACUCCUGCAAAAAAAAAAUAUCAACAGGCAAAUUAUUUCACACCCGCUCCUGGAAUAAGAAAAUUUUUAGUCAUCUUGAACCAUUAAAAACUUAAAAAUUUUCAUUUUAUAUUACAUAACAUAUGGGGUAGCUGCUCGUAUAUGACAUCACAAAUAAAAAAAUUGAAAUUCUAAUAGCUUUCUUAAUCUUUAAUGGAUUUUCCUCAAACCUUCACCAAUAUUUGUUAUUAUUUUUUCUGCUAUUUUUACAAUAAAAUUUUUCGUCAGGAUGACCUCCCCCCUUUAAGACUUGGGAAUGUAGUCCAGUAAUGUGAAAGGGGUAAAAUGGGAUCCGCAUCUUCCGCUUACGGUUUACAGCCGAUGAUUUUAGCUUAGGGUGCGUUCACGCUCCCUUUGCGAACGUAGAGUGAAUCGUUAGAAAUGCUCAUAAACAUACUUCUGUGGAGUCCUGCUUAUUAUAAUAAUCAUAAUUUAAUAAACUUUUUAAAGCACCUUUUCCAGCACAUUACACAGAGACUAAAAGUAAUAACGAUUUAACGAAGUAUAAGCUUAGAUAUAAAAACUAAAAUGAAAAUUGAAUGAAAGUCCAAGAGAGAGGGAGAGAGAAAGAGAGAGAGAGAGAGAGAGCAAUGCUGGCAAACUGGCAUUAACAGAAAAGACGUGUUUUUAGAUUUUUCUUGAAUAUGUCAAGUGAAACCUCAGUCUUUAUAGAGUUGGGUAGAUUCUACCAUGUUCUUGAAGCAGCGGCAAGAAAUGCCAGCAUUCGUUCGACUUCUGGAGAUAUGGGGUGAUAUUUUGAAAAAUUCUCUUCCCUUUUGUUGUAAAUUGUAUGUCGUCUCAGUGUGAUAACUGUUCGCCUGUAUAAUCUCAAAUCAGUAUUCUGAAUUGUCUUUUCUCUGUAAGGACGUCCCGUAUUCUAUCUCCGAAGUGCCCAUGUUUAUUUUGUCAACCAACCCUUAACUGUUUUAUAAUGCAGUGUGAAAGGACUCUCCAGUGUGAAUGGUUCCCUCUUGUGUGAAAGGUCCCUUCAAAUGUGAACAAGUUUCCUAUGUGAACAGGUUUCGUCCAAUGUGAAUCGGUCUCCAUUGAUACGAAUAAGUGUCCUGCAAUUUGAAAUUAUUUGAAAUUAUUUUAAAAUGUGAUUUGGCGCAUGCAAUUGCUUUUUAUUAUAUGAAAAUAUGAAAUGGAUUUCAAAUUUAAUGAUUGAUGAGUAGGAAUUGCUUUUAAUGCUUUAAGCUCAGGUAACAUAAAUUAUUCAGAUUAUUUAUCAUGAAAAGUAGUAUGACAUGAACAGUAUUUAAAUGUUCUAUUCUAAGAGGUGUUCGAGUACUCUUGAGGAUAAAUAAAAUAUGUGUACAAAGAACUUGAAGUCCCAAAAUAGUUUGGUACCAAAGUUUGCACUCAUGCAAUUAUGUAAAAGAUGUAUCACAUAAUCAUUUAUUUAACAUGACACUCGUGCAGCAUUAAGUAUUUUCCAAGCUGAUUGGAAAGAAUAAAAUGAAGUAAUUUUCUCCUUAAAUGGAAAUUGUAUAACAGUAGAUUGUGGAUGUGACCUAGGUAAGAACCUUUAAGACAUAAUUGGUAAAUAACUGGAUUGAAUUAUUAUGCCCCAAAGAAUAAUGAUCAUUAUUGAUAGAUUUAUUGUGUCCAAAACGGGUAUGGAGGGAAAGCUGACUGGAAAGGAGACUAGACUUGAUUUAACGUGCAUGUGCUUUGUAGAUAUAAAGUUAUACAUGUGUGUUGUACUAUAUUCCUCUUAGUAUGUAUGGAAUAUUGCCAGAUAAUUGCAAUAUGUAAUGGCAUGUCAUAUAUUGUUCCAUGACGUAUGCUCCAGCGACAAUUGCUCCGAUGGAAAAUCUGCAUGUUAAGCCAAACAUAAAUUUAACCUCCAAAACUAAAUAAACCCUAAUCCUUAUCUUUACAUUACUCUGACCCCAAAACUAUUACAAUCCAAACUCUGAACCUGUGCCCUGUGAGGUGUUAAGAUCGGAGCAAAUGUCGCAGAAGCAAAUGUUGUGUCACUGUCAUACAUGUAUAUGUUGUAAAUGUAAUCUCUUUUGUGUGAUAUUAAGUGUAAUUGUCAAUAUAUAGGUUCUCUUUCAGCAAUCGUUUUAAGGAAUUUCUCAUUAGUCAUCCUCAUUGCCCAAUCAAUACACUAUAAAAACUGGGGUUUUACUAGUUGAUGUCCAUAGAGGACCACUCCUGAGGUGUUAAAAUUUACCCCCUAGAGAUUGAAUAUAACUCUAAUGAGUGUAAAAGUAAAAACCAAAGCUGUUGUAAGAACACCCAUGAAUGUUGAACUAACACUGUAAAUGUAACACCAGAGUAAAAUGACUGGUGUUGUCCUCUAUUUACACCAAUUGACACCAGUUUUCAUUGUAUAGGCCUAUGCUUAUUAGCCCUUAUUAGCCUCAGUCUAGACGUGCAUCAUCCUUUAUGCAUAAUGUGUUCACAAUUUCAAUUUCUCUGAAGUGUAUACUGGAUUUUUAACCGACUUGCGAAAUAUUCUUACUAUGGACAAUGACAAAAAGUUCCCGGAUGUCGUUCACGCUGUUUACUCGUGUGACCCAGUUACUUUCAGGAGCUUGCAGGGUUCCCACAGUCAUGGAAAAUCCUGGAAAAAUUUGUGGUCAUGGAAAGUCAGGGAAUUUUGGAAAAUUUGUGAAAAGUCAUGGUGUUGCGUUUACCUCUUGGCUAUGGCAGCUUUCCAGUUUGUCGUGUCUUGCAACUCUCUUACUCUGUGAUCAUACUCUGCUAUUAUAAUUGGUGUUCAUGAGCUUUUUUUUUCCAGUUUUGUGACAUCCCAAAUUCGACAUAACUCCUGGGACAUCACGGGAAGUCAUGGAAAGAAGCAAUAUAGUCAUGGAAAAGUCAUGGAAAUCUGUUUUCAAAUUUCUGUGGGAACCCUGGCUUGAAGGUAAAGAAAACGUGCAGCAAGAGGUUGAUGACACAAGUAGCAAGUUUUAUGAUGGUUCUUCCUUGAAAUGUUAGAAGAGAUUGAGAACAUGGUGCGAGAGUCGAUGCAACUAGACUAGCGCUAGCUACGGUACAAGUAGACCGGGGGCCCCGUCUUACAAAGAGUUAUGAUUGAUCCAAUCAAUCGUAACUCUAUGGAAAUCCAUCAGUGCCAUAAUUUCUUGUACAGGAAAUUUGCAAAAUGUCCUCUGUAAGCAAAGGAGAACAGACCAUAAUCUCAAGAAAACAAUUAAUUUGUGUAAUUUACGUUAUAUCUAGUAAACAUUUUGAAAAUUCAUGCAUUUCAGAUGUUGACGUUGCUGGCCGUCCAUAGUUGUGAUUGAUCGGAUCAAUAGCAACUCUUUGUGAGACGGGCCCUUGAAGUUAAGGUCACUCAUCACUUAACAAGAAGUUGAGUUUCUAUUUCAGUGAAAGGCAAUUUCAUGUUGUGCGCUACUUCCGGGAACCUUCUUUUUAUUGUCGAUAGUAAGAAUUCUCUGGCAAUGGGAACCGGCCGGUGAUUUGUGAAGCUGUUCAUAAAAUACGCACAGCUUUACGCAUGGCCUGUGCCCCUUUCUUGGGAGCUAAGUCUGGGCCCCGUCUUACAAAGAGUUACGAUUGAUCCAAUCAAUCGUACCUCUAUGGAAAUCCAUCGGUGUCAUAAAUUUUUCUACAGGAAAAUUGCACAAUGUUCUUUGAAAACAAAGAGAAGCAUACUGAACUGUCAAGAAAAUGAAUAUACAUCAUAUCUAAAAAAAAAUUUGAACAAACAUGCAUUUUAGAUGUGGGUGUUGCUGGCCUUCCAUAGUUGUGAUUGAUCAGAACAAUCGCAACUCUUUGUAAGACUGGGCCAAGAUUGUCUAUUAUUUGGAAGCUGAACUUGAAAUUCAAUCUGUCAAUGAGACCUUCUGUUGUCAACAAGCAUUUUAUGCAUUCAAAGUUGUUUUUUUUGUCAAAAUAUUGAUAAGGGUUGUAAAAAUAGCGUCAGUAUUUUGCUGAAUCACCAGUGGCAAUUUGGGUAUCUUAUAGGGACAUUAUAAAUUAUUAUCAGAUAAUUUUUUUUCAAACUUGAUACGGAAAAAGGGUAACCUUCUUCUUCCUUUAAAAAAAGUCUCCACGAUGAUGUGUGUCUCUACAGUACGUGAUUAAAUUACCUGUAGUAUUGAUGUUAUUGGUUAUCUUUCUGAAAUGGUCUAGUAACUUCGUUGCAUGUAUUUUAUAUUGGUGUUAUGCAAUUUCUGAUGUUUUCGUUUUGAAUAUUUAUCCUCCAGUCCAACUGCAAGUGUUUUUUUGUUGGUCAUGACUUGUUUGUUUGGAUCUACCUUCAGACUUUUCAAGCAUUCCUUGUUCUGAAUGCUUGAACAAUGUUAAUCACUGCAGUCCUAUCCCCUCCCCCAAUUUUCAAAUGCCAUUGUUUAGUUGUUCGACUACUAAUGCAGACCUGCCAACCAGUACGUUUUAGCCGUAUUUAGUAAGUUUUUGCAACCAAAAUACGGCAGUACGUUUUUUUUUUUUUUUUUUUU
Molecule: messenger RNA, 7484 nt
Organism: Lytechinus pictus (painted urchin)
Lineage: Eukaryota; Metazoa; Echinodermata; Echinoidea; Temnopleuroida; Toxopneustidae
Product: BDNF/NT-3 growth factors receptor-like
Exons: 14
Coding region: 332-2356 (674 amino acids)
Biological process (GO): cell differentiation; protein phosphorylation; cell surface receptor signaling pathway via JAK-STAT
Cellular component (GO): cytosol
Molecular function (GO): ATP binding; non-membrane spanning protein tyrosine kinase activity; cytokine receptor binding
Source: RefSeq, a predicted model, not a curated record